AUGAAUUCGAGCAAUAUGGAUAUUGAGCAGCUGCUCAGGGCUUUCAACAAUUUAGAAAUGUAUUGUGAUGCCCCUGACAGUAGCUUUUACGAAUCAACACCAAGCUGUUCCGUUGACAUCUCCCUCGAAGAAGCCCUUCAUUUCCCACAGAGAAUCUCCACGAGGGUGCCGACUGAAACGAACGAAUGCCGACAACUCACGUUGAGAAAUCUGAAGACAAUGUGGUGUAGGGAUGUGGCGCACUACUUCGAAUGGGUGGCUGGUGUGCCAGAGUUGCGCUUAAUGGAUGUGCAAGAGAAGGUGGGUUCUGUGAAUUAUGAAAUAGCCAAGGAGCCG
This is a messenger RNA of Cooperia oncophora, 336 nucleotides long. The record is from the annotation of a GenBank genome assembly. Lineage: Eukaryota; Metazoa; Nematoda; Chromadorea; Rhabditida; Trichostrongylidae.